Messenger RNA from Pseudovirgaria hyperparasitica, 1581 nucleotides. RefSeq lists its product as uncharacterized. The transcript is spliced from 3 exons. The record is from RefSeq and is a predicted model, not a curated record. Lineage: Eukaryota; Fungi; Ascomycota; Dothideomycetes; Acrospermales; Acrospermaceae. The coding region runs from base 1 to 1581 and encodes 526 amino acids.
AUGCUCGUGUCUCUCCUACUCGUCACACUGGCAAGCAGCGCCAGCUGCAGCGUCAUUCUUAAUACGCGUCAGUCAAACGCCAAAGUCAUCGACCCUGGCGCCACACCCGACGGUGCUAGUGGACCGAUCCCAGAGUCCUUUGUGGCUUACAGUAUCGAAUUCAGCUCGUUUCCCGAAUUUGCAGGCAACUUAUCAAGCCCAAACACUUUCUCAAACAACCUACUCGAUAACCUGGCCCAGCUCCAAGGAACAAAACCUUACAUCCGAGUUGGCGGUAACACACAAGACUACGCCCUCUACAAUGCAUCCCUACCCAUCGCCCUCAACGGCACAGUCAUCCCUUCGCGCUCCCCAGACUACCCUUACCUCAUCGACAUAGGGCCAUCGUACUUCGAAUCGUAUCUCACCCUCCCCGGCGUCAAGUUCAUCCACGGCUUCAACCUUGCCAAAAACUCGACUUCGGAUCAUGCGCGCUUGCUCGAGUCGGUACCGCUUGUCUGCAAGGCGCUCAGCCACGGCAAUCUGCUGUACUGGCAGCUGGGCAACGAGCCGGAUCUGUUCAAGACGGCAUCGCAGGGCAUCCUGAGGCCGCGGAGCUAUGACGAGGCGGCGUAUGUGGCCGAGUGGCAGAAUCUGACGACCCAGAUCAUGGGCGUUGUUGCCGAGGCGUGUCCCGGGCUGAGUAAUGAGCAGUGGGUUGCGCCGAGUUUUGGGGGUGUGGGUAACAGCUUGAGGCAGGUGCCGACGUGGGCUGCUGGACUGAACAGCCAGGGGAAGGUGGUGUUGAUUGAUUCGCAUAACUAUAUCGGCGGCGCAACUCAGCCCGGUAUCUCCCUCCGCGGCACACUCAUGAAUCACACCCGUACGCGCCUCUCCGUCGAUGCUCAAGUCGCCGUCAAAAAUUCGCUCGCGCAAUACUCUCUUCCCUUCAUCCUUGGCGAGACAAACUCGCUCUACAACCAAGGCGCACCCGGUCUGUCCAACUCGUUCGGUGCCGCUUUGUGGAAUCUCGACUUCGCACUGUACUGUGCAUCACAGGACAUCAAACGCGUCCACAUGCACCAAGGCACGAAUUACCGUUACCAGUCGUGGCAACCCGUCACCACAGCAUUAGGCACAAAGGGAACCAAAGCGCCGUACUAUGGAAAUGUGGCGACGGCGGCGGCGCUGGGAGAUUUGAGGGGCGGGGAUGUGAGAGUGAAGCAUAUCGCAUUGGCUGCCGAGACGGAUGCAGGCUAUGCGGUGUAUGCGAAGGGCGUGUUGAGGAGCGUGGUCAUAGUCAAUAUGGUACCGUACAAUGCGUCGAGUACUGUGACUAGGGGUAGUGAGACGUAUAGUGUGAAGCUGCCGGUCGGGUGUACGAGCGACGCUGUUGUGCAGAGGUUGCUUGCUCCUGGAAGCGAUGUGAUUGACGGAGCGACGUUCAACGGGGUCAGUUAUGAUCUAGCGCUGGAUGAUGGGAAGCCGGUUGUUGUGGAGGGGAUGAAGAGAGACGAAGGAGUGACGGUGGAGUACGAUGGAGAGCUUGCGGUCGAUGUGCCGUGGUCGAGCGCGGCGGUCGUCCAGCCUAGCUGUGUUUAG